This is a messenger RNA of Frankliniella occidentalis (western flower thrips), 1766 nucleotides long. RefSeq names its product protein phosphatase 1F. The transcript has 7 exons. Gene Ontology annotation, biological process: protein dephosphorylation; negative regulation of protein kinase activity. The record is from RefSeq and is a predicted model, not a curated record. Lineage: Eukaryota; Metazoa; Arthropoda; Insecta; Thysanoptera; Thripidae. Gene Ontology annotation, molecular function: protein serine/threonine phosphatase activity. The coding region runs from base 318 to 1385 and encodes 355 amino acids.
UCCCCUCACCACCACUCCUCUUCUUGGAAACUUGUGUGCUGGCCUGUGUGUAUGAUUGUUUGACUUUUCAAAUCACUGUUGAUUGUUUUGAUUCCGUCCCAAAGUGUACCGAUGAACUUGGCGUGCUACAAUUCAAGCAGAACGUUCACCCUCUUCGUCGUAUACUCUAGUGAAAUUCGCUAUUAACCUAUAAGGAUUUAAAACCUCUCGCUGUUAUUAUUAAGUUGUUUGUGAAGUUCGUAGGGCUUGUCACUUCUAGGAUCUCGGUAUAGUGUGGCUCUCAAAUAUCGGAUUUUUGAUAAAUUAUUAAAUAAACAAUGGCGAACUACUUAGAGGAAUAUGCAGAAUACUUCAAGGACUUUCAGGAGUUUGUGGCAAAAUUGAAUUAUGAAGAUGACCUAUUGCCUUCAAACUUAAAGUGCCGGACAGGACAAGAGGAGUUGGUGGGCGAGUGCGUUGAAUGGACGCUUCGGUACUUAAGACUGACGAAAUGCCCACAGAGUCUCUUGUCCUUCCUCACUAAAACAGCACUUGAUCGAGUGAAAUUGAAGAAUGAUGAGUAUACACAAGAAGGUGUACUAGCCCCUAACAUGGUGGAAAUAGUUAAUGAAGUAUGUCUCCAGUACUGCGGAAAUGAUAAUCCUGCUCUCAGUACUUUACCUGCACCACCUUCUGUUCCUACCCCAAUAGUUUCUACCUGUGCAAUUAAGAAUUCUCGCCGCAGGAUGGAGAAUAGACACGCAAUUGUUGAAGAUCUGGAUGUUAUAUUUAAUAUAUCUACCUCUCGCCCUACAAACUACUAUGCUAUUUUUGAUGGGCACUCAGGAGUUGACGCUGCAACAUAUUGCUCAACUCAUAUGCAUUGCUUUAUUGCUCAAAGUCCGAAGUACCCUUCUGAUCCAGAAGGAGCUAUGAAAGAUGCUUUUGCUAGGACUGAAUCUUUGUUUACAGAAAAGUGCAAUCAAGAGAAUAUCAAUGGUGGAUGUACAGCUCUGUGUGUUUUGCAUCGCCCACUUGAUCGGCAAAUUUAUGCUGCAUGGGCUGGUGACUCCCAGGCUAUUGUUGUGAGUCAAAAUAAAAUUCUACGCCUAAUAAAUCCCCACAAACCUGAAAGAAAAGAUGAGCAGAAACGAAUUGAACAAGCGGGUGGAGUUGUGCUGUUCUAUGGUACAUGGAGAGUGAAUGGUCAGCUUGCAGUUUCACGUGCCAUUGGUGAUGUGAAGCACAAGCAGUUUGUCUCCGGUGUUCCAGAGAUAACUUCAGUCACACUUGAUGGAGAUGAAGAUUUUCUCGUCCUGGGUUGUGAUGGUCUAUGGGACUCCGUAAAAGAAAUAGAAGUUGCAUCCACUUUGUAUGAACAGCUUCAGAACGAGCCUGGUGAGUGAUUCAAGGUGACGGGAAUCAAGUUUUGUUCAAUAAUUAGAGCUGAGAAGCACUGUUCCUUCCGGUCAAUACAAUCUUGGGAAAUGUCUAAAAAGAACCCAGAAAAAAGAGCAUCACAUGCGAGUUACUAAAUACACAACUCCAUCUGAAGCUGCAAACGGGGCAGAAAGGAUGCAUCUGGUUAAUAUGACCUGUAUUUGUCAGAAUUGUUAUCAUAUUAUUUUGCAUCAUGCAUGACUAACAUUUUAAUAGUAAGUGUGCAAGCGUGUAUAGAACGUGUCAUUUUUAAUUUUUACUUUCCAACGGGCCAUGCCGUGUUCUGUAUGGGGGAGAAGAAUGCGAGCCCCGAGCUCCCCGCGCGACGCGGUGUAGUGCUGAGCGAA